Molecule: messenger RNA, 1385 nt
Organism: Nematostella vectensis (starlet sea anemone)
Lineage: Eukaryota; Metazoa; Cnidaria; Anthozoa; Actiniaria; Edwardsiidae
Product: WAT1-related protein At3g18200
Exons: 2
Coding region: 103-1179 (358 amino acids)
Cellular component (GO): membrane
Molecular function (GO): transmembrane transporter activity
Source: RefSeq, a predicted model, not a curated record
AUAAACUUAAAACUCGGUACCUUCGCAGGUAUCAUGGGAACGUUCAACCUCGUGGUGUAGCGUUGAGACAGUAUUGAUGGUAAACACAGCAAGCCCGCGCAAAUGGCUUCGUAUUACAAAGUAUUGUUGGCACUUGUGAUAGUCCAACUUGGUUACGGUGGAUAUGGCGUGAUAGUUGCCAAGUUUGCCAAGAGUCAAAAUGUUAACCCUGUGUUAUUUGCUUUGACAAGACUUGGCGGAGCGUUUCCUGUUCUUCUUUUGACAUCCGUGAUAUUUGAACAAGGUCUUCAGAUACCAAAGCCAAAGGAAGCUGGUCUAUUUCUUCUUCUUGGCCUAACAGGAAGCUCACUGAGUAUCCUCUUUUGCGUGCUCGGUAUCCGUUUUACCAAUGCAAAAGUGGCCACCAUCUUCCAGUCGGCGAUGCCUGUGUGGACAGCCUUGCUGGCCAUCUUGACGCGCAUAGAGCCCCGCCCUGAGUUUACCCGGAUGGAAGGGUGGACACGCAUCUUCGGUAUCGUGCUCGCGUCAACUGGUGCCAUCACAAUGAUGUUGUUCAGCAGCGUGAGGGACGCAGUCAAAGACUUCCUGCAUCCUACAUACGGGGACAUCAUCGGCUACUGCUUCUUGCUUGGAAACACGCUAUGUAUGACGGCCUAUGUUUUGAUUCAGAAAAAAUUUAUCUUCAACAACGAGGAAUCGCCUUGGAAAAAUAAGCCCAUUGGUGUGACUGCGUGGAGCUACCUCGUGGGUGCGACCACUAUGGCCAUGGCGGCAAUGUACUGUCUAAGUAGACCUGGGAACUUAACCUAUGUAGUAGGAGAGCAAGUCUACUCAGUUCUGUACGCAAUAUUUAUCGCCUCGUUUCUAUGCGACAUGUUGAUUACUUGGUGUAAUAUGCAUAUCUCGUCGUCCGUGGUUACGGCCACGUGGCCGCUCCAGGUUCUAGUUAGCGCGGUAUUGUCUUAUAUUGUGUUAGACGAGUUGAUGAACACUGUUCAGAUUGUAGGCGGAGCACUCAUCAUGUUCGGUUUGAUAAGCGUCGUAUGGUCGAAUUAUCGGACAGAGCAGGAGAAAAAGGAGAACGCGCUGUUUGCGCGAGGCAUCAGUUCACUAGAGGGUAGGGAGGAGGUUUUCCUUCCACUAGAGGAGACUGGGGAUAUAUCGAAUAAAGCAAAGUAGAGAUCUUAGAAUGUUACGGUAGCAGAACCCAUCAUCUAGCUGGGCUAGUUCAAAGACUGUGAAUUGUUUUUUUUUAGAGAUAAAAGACAUCACCGCAAAAACGAAACAGAUUUAAAUAUCAAAUAGUAUUAAAUUUUAUAGUUGUUUUCAUUAACCUUUGUAAACAUAUAGCAUUCUACUUUACAAGCUAAAGGCCCUUUGUUUCU